GGGCGGAGUGGUGAAGAGCGGCUCGGCCAGGGGAGUCGCACUCUGUCAGAAACGGACAGGAAGACGCCGCCGCCGCCGCCGCCUCACAGACCAAGCGGGUUUACAAGAAGGAUAUCUGCACAGGUUGAAUACCAAAGUAAAGUGCAGGCAUGGAUCAUUAACAAGGUGAGGGACCAUCUCAGUAUGUGAUCCUGCACAGUGGAGAAAACCAGAAGAGAGUAUCACGGAAGAAAGGUGCAGUGGAGAAAACAGCAGUAAAUUUAAGGACUAGUCCAUUUUUGGAAAAUGCACGGCUGUCAGCAAGAAGUUUCCAGUAACUAGAACGUUUUCCAAAACAUCCUGGUUCAAAGCAGAAGUCUUCUUAUGAUGUCCAGUACUUUGUCCUCCCGGCUUAUAAACUCUGCAAGAAGCAGCAUCUGUGCUUUUCAUGGAAAAGGACAUUUGAAUUCCAGGUACAUUUCAAAUGAGAAGAAAGUAAACCAGAGGAGGUUGCUUUCCAAAAGUCUUUUUUCCUCUGCAGGGGCAAACACCAGUGGAAGCAAGGAUGGUGUUCUCACCUUGAGUAAGGCUUUCAGACAUACCUCAACAGAAGAAGAAGACUUCUCCUUCCAUCUGACACCGUCACAAAUAGAUGACAUAUUAAGAGCAAGUGAGUUCUCCUAUACAAUACCCGAGUUUGAUGGGAAGAACCCUAGCUCGGUGCUGAAAUUUGAGAGUAGCCACUUGGCUGCCAACAGCCCGAGCGAAGACCGUCGAAGCGCAGCUGCAUUUUUGCAGACCAGAGGGAUGAUGUUUGGGAUCUUCGACGGUCACGCGGGUUAUGCCUGCGCCCAGACGGUCAGUGAGAGGUUGUUUUUUUAUAUAGCCAUUUCUCUCCUGCCUCGGCAACAACUAGAGGAAAUCGAAUUUGCCAUGGAGUCUCUGAAGCCUGUUCUGCCAAUUUUGCAAUGGUACAAGCAUCCAAACGACAGGUUCUUUCAAGAAGUAGCCUCUUUAUAUUUGGAACAACUCAGGGUUUAUUGGCAGGCCUUACUGGACAUGGACUCGGGCUUUACAACAGAGGAAGCCUUGGUCUAUGCGUUCAAAAGAUUGGACUCAGACCUGUCAUUGGAGGUUCAGGCUCCCAUAGAAAAUGAACUGAUGAGGAACAUAGCCCUUCAGGUGGCUUUUUCAGGCUCAACAGCGUGCGUGGCUCACGUCAACAACAUUCAUUUGCAUGUGGCCAAUGCUGGAGACUGCAGAGCUGUCCUCGGCGUUCAAAAUGAAGACGGAUCAUGGUCUGCCCUCCCUCUAACACGAGACCACAACGCCUCCAAUAAAUCAGAAGUCUUGAGGUUAAGACGGGAGCACCCAAAGUCUGAAGAGGACACUCUCUUGGUGAACGACAGACUGCUGGGCGUCCUUAUGCCUUCUCGGGCAUUUGGAGACGUCCAAUUCAAAUGGAGUCAGGAGCUGCAGCACAACGUGCUAGGAAACAGGGACGAAACCAAAGCAUUAAACAUUUACGAGUACGUACCGCCCAACUACCACACCCCUCCUUAUUUAACUGCGGAGCCAGAAGUCACCUACCACAAAAUAAGGCGUCAGGAUAAAUUUUUAGUGAUAGCUUCCGAUGGUCUGUGGGACAUGCUGAGCAAUGAAGAGGUGGUCAAGCUCGUUGCGGAACACCUGCUUGAAACAAAAAUGCAGAAAAUGCGGCUUGCUUUUAAAAAAACAGCCAAGCGGGGUUACAUGCAGAACCUGCUGCUACAGAGGAAAGCCAAGCGUGUUCACUCUUAUGAUGGAAAUGUAGCUACCCACCUCAUCCGACACGCAGUUGGGAACAACGAAUACGGAGAGGUGGAUCAAGAGAGGCUUGUGGCAAUGUUGACUCUUCCCGAUGACCUGGCACGCAUGUAUAGGGAUGACAUUACGGUUACUGUGGUGCAUUUUAAUUCUGAGACAGUAGACAGUUACUACCAAGAAAAUAAAUAAGGGGCCUGGUUAGCUACUGAAUCUUACUUGUGCUAAUUCUGUGGACUGUCUUUUUGCUAUACAUGAAAUGCCUAGAAAUGCCACUGUGUUGAAGUCCCCUAGCUGUCUCUUCAGUGGUCUAAUCCUGCUGUUCUAAUAUUGGUGUUAAAACUUUUAUUUAUGUAUUAGAACAAAAUUCUAAGACGUCUGGGAUGGGGGAAGGAGAAGGGCAGUUGUGUGCUGAAAAGACUGAGAGACAAAGAUGUAGGUAGCUGUUUAUAGAACAAGUAAAAGCAAGACCUACAUGCAGACGGCUCAAUCUCAUCACCAUUGAAAUCGGCAACCAGUGCCCUCGGCAUGUACAAAGGCAGCUUGCUGUUGAAUGAGAUUAGCACAGGCUUGUCCAAAACAGUGGGUGAAACUUUGAAGCCCAGGCUCAAAAGUAGCUGUUGAUUGAAAGAUUGCAUGUGGAGUCUCAGCCAGUGAGGAAAAUUCUACCAAGUACCAGACUGCACUGGCAACGGUUACGUUGAUGAGAGCGGGUGUUACACAAAAGGGGAUUGAGUUGGAGAGGGUUUCUGUGCCCCAGAACGUGACAUUUCAGUAGCACAUCUGAUGAGCACACUGUAUUCCCUGAAUCUGUUCCUCUGUUUAUUCUUGCAGGGAAGCUUUCUUAUAUCAACACUUCAACCAUUUAAAAGAAAAAUGUGAUUGGCUUUUCUACUAAGCUUUCUGCUGUAGCCGAUUUAAAGCUUGAAAACUAGGUAGCUUUCUUCUUGUUCUGACUGUGAAACUGUUUGUGCACUGGACUAAUUGCUGCUUGAACACAUUCAUGCAGCGCAGCAGGGAUUUAAGUGUGCUAGUUGUAUCAAUUGCUGUUGUGCCAUAAUAGUACCCAGUGUGGUACCAGGGCCUCAAAAGUUCUCAAGUCUAUUGAAAUUUACCAUUUUAAAAAAAAUCCUAAUAACUUUGCUUAGCCAAGUUAUUCUUGCAAGAAACUUUGGCAGUUUUCUUCCGCGUUACAGAAAAUAGCCUACCCUAAUGAAUUUUAACAUGUGUGGAUAUUGGACCUAUGCCAAUGCUAUUCAUGGGGGUCUGUGUGUGUGUGUGUGUGUGUGCGUGCGUGCGUGCGUGUGCACGUGUGUGCUUGUGAUUUUUUGAUGAAUGAAUAUUUGUGGGCUAUAGAAAUGCAGCCUUGAAUUUGCAGGCAGCGCUAUUUUGUGACUGAAUGCUCCCUAAAUUAUUAGCGCUUUGUAAUAACUGUUGCUAAUAACUUGGCUCCUUCGCUGAGUACUUAAUAGCGCACUUCAUUUCGAGUAAGUGUUCUGUCCAGAUAAAGUUGCAGCCUUACUUCAAAGCCAGCACUUAAAACAUAAAGACACUUGUGGCAACAUUUGACUGCUACAGAAAAAACUACAGCUACCCUAUAAUGGAAAAUGUCCAGUCGAGCAUUUGGAAUUUUCCAUUCUAUCGGUCAAAGUUUGGAACAGGUUUGAAGGCCACCUCUGAUAAUGUAGUUGCAGGAAAAAAAACCCGGGGAGAGAUGUGGGGUUAAAACCAUUCAUACUGUGGUUUGCAAAAAGAGGAAGGUAUGAAGAUGCAAUGACUGAUUAGUUUGGUGCUGAUAGGAAAUCUGCUUUGUAAACUUCCACUCCUCCAGAGUACAAUGUAGGCUCAGUUACAUUAAGGGAAGAAAGAGGUUAAGUAGAAGGCUGAGAUGGGAAAGGAAGCAAAAGGCCAGCCUCACAACAACUAUUAAGACCUGUAAGGUCUGUAAACACUUUAUAUUGGUAAUCAACUUCUAAAAAUACUUCACUGGAAAGCUUGUCUUUCCACCAGCACUUUAAAAAGAACCCUAUACAACAUGGAUCUGUACAUCAAUUAAACUGAAAAUAUUGUUGGGUACGAAUGUGUGUCUAGGUGAUGGGAUUUUAAAAUUAUUAUUUGGAGCCCUAAGUGUUGUUCCAAACAACCAUAAAGCUGAUAACUGAUUCUCGUUAUUAACUGGAAUCAGUUAUCAGCUUAACUGGAGUAACCAAUUCGAGUUAAUAUCAAACACAGGAUUCUAACACCUGCUUAAAGAGGGCUCCUGAUCUGCUGUCAUUUGAUAUUGUGGUAGUGUGAGUGCAACGUUUUUUGUGUCUUCAGGAUAAAUGACACACAGUGUCUCGAAAGCGCACAUGACAUCUUAAACGUUAAUGAUCAUUACACUGUACAUGUUAAAUUGGUAAUCACUAUUUUAAAGAUUUGCAUUUGUGUUCUUCUCUGUAAAAAAAAAAUAAAAAAUAAACCCAGCACUUACUUUCCUGCUGCUGUGCUUCUAAUUGAAUAGGGAGUGUGGUAAUUAGCUGGGAAAAGAGGUGGUGGAACUCAGGACCGCACAAUGACAUCACUUCGGGUCAGGUGGAACAGGAGAGUUUUUUAAAGGUUAAAUCGCCCUCUGCAAAAAUGAUCACAUGGCCGGUGGGCGGUGGCCCCGUCCCCUGAUCUCCAGACAGAGGGGCAUUUAGAUUGCCCUCUGCACCACUCUAGCCAUGCAGAGGGCUAUCUAAACUCCCCUCUGUCUGGAGAUCAGGGGGCGGGGCCACCGGCCAUAUGACCAUUUGCAAGAGGUGCUAGAACUCCGUUCCACCGCGUUCCAGCUGAAAAAAGCCCUGGUAAUCAGUAUUGUUCUUGAGAAGGUGGGAACUUCAAAGGUCAGCACUGAGUGUUUAACUGAUAUUCAAAUAAUCCUGUUGGCUGUACAUCCCGCUCUUUCUAGCCAGCAGCUGUUGAAAUGUAAGACAGAAACAACACUGCUUCUUGAUGGGACUUCUACAUGUCCCUCAUUCACUGCUUCUCACCUACAUGCUCGUCUUGUGUGCUAUUCUUGUGUUCUGUUUCCCCCUCUCCCAAAUAACAUGCCCAGUGUUGAACCGGCAAAAUCUGCUGAAAUCUUCAAUGUGGUUAAUUUCAAGAGCAAUUUCCAGUGCCCGGGCUCUGUUUGGUUGCUGAAAAUGAAUUUUUGGCAUGGGGUGGGGAUUGUCUCAUAGUGACAAUACUGUAUAAUAAAGAACUGCAGUUAAAGUACAGAAAUCCCUGUUAUUUUAACAUAUUGAACUUAUUUAGCAAUAUUGUUAAUGUGCCUAUUUGAAUAAAAUUAUAUCUGCUUUUAGGGGGAAAUAUCUUUACUUGUGUGUGAUUUCAUUGCCAUUUAGAAAUCUUCUGGGUAUAUUUUGGAGUGAGAUUAUUGAACACUGUUAGUGGUGUGGCAUUCUUGCUUAGUGGGACGAAGAGAACAUAUUAUUAAAGAUAUUUUGUUCUUUUUUUAACUUCUUUGUAAAUAACAUCUAUUUGGAAAUAAAAGCCCUAAAAUGGGACAUGCAAAGUG
Eublepharis macularius is the source of this 5323-nucleotide messenger RNA. RefSeq names its product pyruvate dehydrogenase phosphatase catalytic subunit 2 (gene PDP2). The record is from RefSeq and is a predicted model, not a curated record. Gene Ontology annotation, molecular function: cation binding; protein serine/threonine phosphatase activity. NCBI's taxonomy places the organism in Eukaryota, Metazoa, Chordata, Lepidosauria, Squamata, Eublepharidae. Gene Ontology annotation, biological process: protein dephosphorylation. Bases 364 to 1974 code for a protein of 536 amino acids. The transcript has 5 exons.